Molecule: messenger RNA, 747 nt
Organism: Juglans microcarpa x Juglans regia
Lineage: Eukaryota; Viridiplantae; Streptophyta; Magnoliopsida; Fagales; Juglandaceae
Exons: 2
Coding region: 100-723 (207 amino acids)
Source: RefSeq, a predicted model, not a curated record
CCCAAUGCUCAUCUUUUUCUUUCACUCCGAUCUUCUAGCUGUACGCAAAUACCAUUAUAAGGUGCUCAAAUAUCUCAGCAGCUUGUUGCAGCUGAAGCCAUGGCCGCCUUACUCAAACUUAGCCUCCCCAUAAUUAUUUUGCUCAUUCUUCAUGGCAUGCCGUUUCUUUCUUAUUCAGAUGGUUGCGGUGAUGAUAAAGAAGAAAAACAGCUCUUCAAAGACAUCAACAGCUACAGGGAGUCGGUACUAUAUCUCCCCGUGUUCAUUCCGAACGCCAAGGCAGCUUGCCUUGCUGACAAAAUCGCAGACCAGUUAAAAAAAGACAAACCUUGCCUUGACGCCCAUUCCUACAGAUACACUCCGGACAACAACCGUCGCCUGAACAGUACUUUCAAAGACUUCGACAAGCUCCUGAGCCGCUGUCACAUCAAUGUCAACACCACUGCAGAUGGUGCCAUUUUGCCUGUUUGUGUCGCCAAAUUAGACGAGACUACUGUGCUUAACAACUACAGAAAUUCUCAGUAUGGAAGAUAUCUUAAAGACUCCAACUUCACUCAUGCUGGGAUUGGCUCCGACGAUGACUGGAUUGUCGUGAUUUUGAGCACUAACACGUCGACGGGAAGCUUUUCCGGUGCUCCAAUAUCUUUGGCUCCAAGUUUUCUCGGCAUGGUAAUUGCUUCGUUAUUCAGCUGCUUGCUUCUCAUCAAUAUCGUGUUUGUCUGAGAGCUGAAGCUGCGUGCAUGCAUG